Pocillopora verrucosa is the source of this 1014-nucleotide messenger RNA. Its product is annotated as adenosine receptor A2b-like. The record is from RefSeq and is a predicted model, not a curated record. Gene Ontology annotation, cellular component: plasma membrane. Gene Ontology annotation, biological process: G protein-coupled receptor signaling pathway. Gene Ontology annotation, molecular function: G protein-coupled receptor activity. Lineage: Eukaryota; Metazoa; Cnidaria; Anthozoa; Scleractinia; Pocilloporidae.
AUGGGGUUGAAUCAGUCGGAGGAGUGUUUCUUUCUUGUGGAUCCAGAGUUCCAUAAUGUUCAAUACCGCUAUUCCACCAACUUUGCAACGAGUAUCAUCAGCGGCAUAUUUUCUCCCGUUGCUGUCACCGCAAAUUUCGUCGUUCUUUAUGUAAUUUUCCGCGCUGCAUGGCUUCGAGAUCCUUCCAACCUGCUCUUGGCCUGUUUGGCCGCCUGUGAUAUGCUGAUCGGUGUUAUUGUCCAGCCCAGCUAUGUCUCAUUCCGGCUGAGUGAAAACAGAGACCAUUUCGUGCCAUGCUUUGUAAGAAUAAUCUACUCGACGUCAUUUUUUAUCUGUUACGGAGUGUCUUUUCUGACGCUUAAUUCAAUAAGCUGCGAACGCUACAUCGCCUUGACAAUUCAUCUUCGUUACAAAGCCAUCGUUACCAAACGUCGCCUGCUACUAGUCGCCGCUGUAAUAUGGGUCUUAAACGCCUCACUGACUUGCCUUCAAUUUGCUGGCAUCAACGACAUCGUGAGAACAAUUCAUUUAACAAUCUGGUUUGUAUGCUUGUUCACUUCAGGUCUACUGCAGUUUAAAAUCGUCGGGAUCGUUCGUAAGCAUCACGAUCAAAUCCGACGACAAGAACACCAGUUUAACUUGAACGCGAAUAGUUACCGACGCCAGUUAAAACUUGCUACCAGUAUAGCUUAUAUCGUAGGGAUUUAUAUUUUUCUUAACCUUCCAGUUCUUGUAGUAACGACCUACCACCAAAUAGUGAGAGGAAAUUUGAGUACCCUGAAUUAUUACAGCUGGGCAGAGACGGUUGCUCUUUUGAAUUCGUCUCUAAAUCCUUUUAUUUGUUGCUGGCGGAGUCGAAAUAUAAGGAAGGCAAUUUUUAAACUCGUGGCAACAUGGAUAACAUGUAAAACUUCCAGCAAGGGAGGAGAUGAAGAUGUUGUCCAUAACGGUGUAAAAAAUUCAAGAAAGUAUGAAUUUGGUUGUCAUCUGAAUAUGAAGCCACUUCGACUUUAA